AUGCGCUUUUCUCUACUCGCCCUUGUGGGCUCUGCUGCUCUUUCUCACGCCUGGCUGCCGUCCGACAAGGACCUAUUCGGAGCCAACUCGACCGAUGCUACCGAGAAGCAGAUCGCCGCUGGCAAGGGAAGGAUGCAGACAACUUGGCUACCAGCCUCCGGCAAGAUCCGAGGUGUGAAUCUCGGCUCCUUGUUCAUCGUUGAGCCAUGGAUGGCUUCGAACGAGUGGCGGAUCAUGGGCUGCGGCGAUGCCAAGUCCGAGUUUGACUGUGUUCGUAAACUCGGACAGGGCGCCGCAAAUACGGCCUUCCAAGGCCACUGGUCGCGAUGGAUCACCGAGAACGACAUUGCUACCAUGCGUAGCUAUGGUCUCAACACCAUUCGCAUUCCGGUCGGAUACUGGAUGAUGGAGAGCAUUGUCUACAAGGACAGCGAGUACUUCCCUCAAGGCGGGCUUGCCUUCCUGGACAAAGUGGUCGGAUGGGCCAGCAACAAUGGCAUGUAUAUUAUCAUCGACCUGCACGGAGCUCCCGGUGCUCAGGUUGCCAAUCAACCUUUCACAGGCCAGUAUGCGCCCUCCGCCGGCUUCUACCAAUCUUGGCAAUACGACCGCGCAUACAAAUUCCUGCAAUUCAUGACCAACCGGAUCCACACCAACAACGCGUACCGCAACGUCGGGAUGCUCGAAGUGCUGAACGAGCCCAUCGGUGGGCAGCCCUCGCUUGUAUCGACCUUCUACCCAACCGCGCUCAACAAGAUCCGCGAGACCGAGCGAGCGCUCGGCAAAACCUCAAACAAUUUCUUGCACGUCCAGUUCAUGAACUCCAUGUGGGGCGCUGGCAACCCUGCGCAGAAUCUCGGCGACAGGCACCACACGGCGUACGACAACCACCGGUACCCGAAGUGGGAUCCUUCAGUCCCCAAGACGCAAUCAGGCUACCUCCAGGCGUCCUGCAGAGAUAACGUCGCGGCGGACGGCCUCACCCCCCUCAUAGUUGGCGAGUGGAGCAUCAGCCCCGCGGACGACGUGGAGUGGAACGGCGAGUUCGAGAUCUCGAGCGGCAGGAAUAGCGGCUUCUACAGGAAGUGGUGGGCUGCGCAGGUCAUGGCGUACGAGAAGCAGGCGGGCUGGGUAUUUUGGAGCUGGAAGAACGAGCUGAAUGAUUUCAGGUGGGGGUAUAAGCAGGCAGUCGAGCAGGGCAUCAUUCCGAAAGACCCGAAUCAGGCGUGGAACCAAGGGGCUUGUUAG
This is a messenger RNA of Coniosporium apollinis CBS 100218, 1248 nucleotides long. RefSeq lists its product as uncharacterized. The transcript has 2 exons. Gene Ontology annotation, cellular component: extracellular region; cell surface. Gene Ontology annotation, molecular function: beta-glucosidase activity. Gene Ontology annotation, biological process: glucan catabolic process. The record is from RefSeq and is a predicted model, not a curated record. The coding region runs from base 1 to 1248 and encodes 415 amino acids. Lineage: Eukaryota; Fungi; Ascomycota; Dothideomycetes.